Molecule: messenger RNA, 942 nt
Organism: Spea bombifrons (plains spadefoot toad)
Lineage: Eukaryota; Metazoa; Chordata; Amphibia; Anura; Pelobatidae
Product: olfactory receptor 13-like
Exons: 1
Coding region: 1-942 (313 amino acids)
Biological process (GO): G protein-coupled receptor signaling pathway
Cellular component (GO): membrane
Molecular function (GO): olfactory receptor activity; G protein-coupled receptor activity
Source: RefSeq, a predicted model, not a curated record
AUGAGGAUGCAGUAUCUGAAUCAAACAUCGGUUACGGAAUUUAUUCUGAUCGGACUUUCCCAGGAGCCGAGGACUCGGGUUCUGCUUUCAGUUUUGUUUUUAAUAAUAUACUUAGUGACCAUUUUUGGGAAUCUUAUCCUAAUAUGUACGGUCAUCGUCACCCCGCGUAUGCACACCCCUAUGUACUAUUUCCUCUGCAACUUAUCCUUUCUGGAUUUAUUCUAUUCAUCCUGCACUAUCCCCAAAAUGUUGUGUGACAUGAUCUUUUCCGUAAGAGGAAGGAUUUCGUUAAUCGGGUGCAUGAUGCAGAUGAGUACAAGCCUCUUCUUAGGAGAAACAGAAUGUAUCCUGCUGGCGGUGAUGGCGUAUGACCGCUACGUCGCCAUAUGCUUCCCCUUGCGCUAUAUGGUCAUUAUGAGCUGGCGGAUGUGUAAAAAUAUUACCAUUAUUGUAUGGCUGGGGAGCUUCCUGUCUACUCAUAUUCCUACAAUUAUAAAACCGCUAACGUUCUGCGGAGGAAACAAAGUUAAUAAUUUCGUUUGCGAGAGCAUCUCGCUUCUAAAACUAGUGUGCGGGGACACCUCCUUCCACGAAACAAUGAUCCUUUGUGGAAGUUUGCUUACAAGCUUAGCUCCUUUCGCGUUCAUUUUAGUUUCUUACGCGUGCGUUAUCACAUCGAUUUUAAAGAUGCAGCCCACGGACGGAAAGACUAAAGCCUUUUCCACGUGCGCUUCCCAUCUGACUGUUGUCCUGAUGUUUUACGGCACUAGCAUGUCCGUGUACCUGGGACCCACCAAGAACGUUUCCGGCAAACAGAAAUACGUCACAGUGAUUUAUAGUGUUGUGACACCCAUGUUAAACCCUCUGAUUUACAGUUUGAGAAACAACGACGUGAAGGUUGCAUUGAGGAACAUUUUGCGUAAAAACAAAGAACAUACCUAA